Ectocarpus siliculosus is the source of this 438-nucleotide messenger RNA. The record is from the annotation of a GenBank genome assembly. NCBI's taxonomy places the organism in Eukaryota, Phaeophyceae, Ectocarpales, Ectocarpaceae.
AUGAUGGAGUUCUUUUGCUACUCUGUCAAGCCGGACCCCAGCUUCUCCGGGUCGAUGACGUUCGUGUUCGAUCAGGUGCUCGACGAAGACAUGGAAGACGGCAGCUGGGACGGUGUGGCGAGGGACAAGCCUGAGCUGGAGCUGUCGGUGACGGUCGAAAAGGUGGAGGAGGACGACGUGAAGAACGGCGAGGCCGGGAACGUUUCGCGGAAUCGGCGUCCGCGGGUCCUGGUGACUCGCGGCGGACCCCCCGUGGGUGCGGGGGAGGCUAAGGGCAGAGUGAGGGUCCCCUACAAGCAGUUUCUGCUCGUGUACAGCGGGAAGGCCACGGCGAAGGAUAUCGUUCGUCUGGCUAUGCGCGGCAAGGUUUCCAUACCGUACAAACCGCUGUCGUCGAGACGGACCUCUCAAAACACUACACUUGCCGCCUUGCUAUGA